Podarcis muralis (Common wall lizard) is the source of this 1449-nucleotide messenger RNA. The record is from RefSeq and is a predicted model, not a curated record. Lineage: Eukaryota; Metazoa; Chordata; Lepidosauria; Squamata; Lacertidae.
GCUGCACCGGAAGUGUGCUCUGCCAGCUUGGUUCCCCCGGCGGGAAGGUGUGUACGGCGUGCGUGAAGCAUGGCUGCGGUGCCCCCCGAUACGUGGCAGCCGCCCACUGUUUCUUUGGAGACUACAAUGGGCAUCAUUGUUGUGGAGCUAUACUGGAAACAUGCACCAAAAACUUGUAAAAAUUUUGCUGAACUGGCCAGACGAGGUUACUACAAUGGCACAAAGUUUCAUCGGAUAAUCAAGGACUUCAUGAUUCAAGGGGGUGAUCCAACAGGAACUGGAAGAGGAGGCGCAUCCAUUUAUGGCAAGCAAUUUGAAGAUGAACUCCAUCCAGAACUAAAGUUUACAGGUGCAGGAAUUCUUGCUAUGGCAAAUGCAGGCCCUGACACCAACGGAAGCCAAUUCUUUAUCACGUUAGCACCAACUCAAUGGCUUGAUGGGAAGCACACUAUAUUUGGACGUAUUUGCCAAGGAAUUGGCAUAGUCAACAGAGUGGGCAUGGUGGAAACCAAUGCACAAGAUCGUCCAGUAGAUGAUGUCAAGCUCUUGAAGGUUUUCCCUUCAGGCUAAACGAGAUUUGAGAAUUUUGUGUUGAAUCUAAUGGUAUUCCAUUGUGUUUGGUCUCUUAAGAUGAUAAUUGUUUUGUUCUGAAAGAUACUUGCUAGUUUUUUAGGUGCAGGAUACUCCUGUAUUAAAAUGUGUCUUCUAAAAUUAUCAUUAACAUUUCUUCAAAAAUGUAAAGCUAAAUUUAUCAAGAAAUAAUUUGACCUAUUUGAACAGGGCCUGUACCACCAAAUUACAGUGCUGUUGCUUUCUAAGCUUUAUUCUCUCCCACCCCCAGCGUCCACUUAGAGUGCAGCAAUCCAUCUGUAUUGUAAACAAACCACCUUAAAUGCACCAGAAAUAAGACAAUAUAUAGUAUUUUGUAAGUCAUCAGAAUUGCAUAUUGGGUCAUGGGUGUCUGUGUGGGUCUCAAGGCAGCGCUGCCCUAGACUUCCAAGUAUACCUUUUACAAGUUGCACAAUUGAAAAUCUGUACCUAAACAAACAACCCCCCUCAUCCGCAUGACUAUUAAAGUAUAAGCACUCUAAUCUUGAAAAGCCCCAAAAUUUGGGAUCCCCUCCAAACCGGUGCCAAAGUUUUGCAGUCGUUUUGCAUCACAAACCCUGUUUGUGGAAGCGCCCCCCAAAUUGAUACAUCAAACCAGGGGUCCUUGCAAAACAACUGCACCAGUUUGGAGGGAACCCAAAAUUCCAGGGUUAGUGUUUGUUCUCAAGAUAAUACUGAGGGCAGAAUCCAGCACUGCUUGUGUGGACUUUCACGGGUGUAGAUGGACUUCAGCUUUUCUUCCUGCCAUGCAACCCCCAAAAUCUGCUCUUUCCAGAGCCAAAUUUGAGGGUGUAGGGAACUGCAGGGGGAGAAGAGUAAGGUGGAGUCCUGCUGUAUGAG